GAAUGGCAGAGGUCUUCUGUCUUGUGCCCUGCCCUUUCCUCUCUCUCCCCGUCGGAACCCUGGAGGUCGCUCAAUCGCUGUUCCUUGUGACGUCAUCCCAGGCCUGAGAUAUACAAGGCAAAGUUCUGAGACUAGAAGUAUAGUCAGGGACUUUGGCUGAUUGAGUUUCAGCUGCAGCCAGGUUCUGGUAAGAGGCUGUGAUGACUGCAGAGGUGAGGAAAGCCAGGUGUCUGGCCCCUAAGCUCUUGGGUGUCCAGAAGAAGAGGGACAAAUCCCGGGGACCAGGAUCAAGCCUGCAGCAGGACAGCCAGAUGAGCUGUGAUAUCUUUAGGCAACACUUUCGGCAGCUGUGUUACCAUGAUACCUCUGGGCCACAGGAGGCCCUGAGUCAACUGCGUGACCUUUGUGGAAGGUGGUUGAGGCCAGACAUGAACACAAAGAUGCAGAUCAUGGAGCUGCUGGUGCUGGAGCAGUUCAUCACCAUCCUGCCUGGGGAGAUGCGCACCUGGGUGCAGUUGCAUCGUCCAGAAAGUGGAGAGGAGGCAGUGGCCAUGGUGGAGGACUUCCAGAGACAUUUUAAUGGACCAGCACAGAAGGAUUUGGUGACAUUUGAGGAUGUGUCAGUGGACUUCGCCAAGAAGGAAUGGAAGAGUUCCGCAGCUGCUCAGAGAUUCUUUCGAGAUUUGAUGCUGGAGAAUUACCGGGAUGUAGUAUCACUGGCAGGAUUUCCAUUUUCAAAACCUACCGUGAUCGCCCAGAGAGAGGAAAAACCGUGGAGUCUGAGUCAUCAGAAACCUCUGAACAUAGAAGAUGGGAAAAGCACCUGUACAGAAGGUGAUAAUGUUACUGAGAAUGACAAGUCCAUGUUAAAGCAAGAAAUUUUAAGUGAAUCUGAAUCAUGUAAUAGUCCAUCAGAAGGUAUACAGAAAGAUGUUUUCCAGACACCUAAAGCUGAGGUAGCCUGUGAAAGGGAAAGCGUGUUAGAGCCGCAACAAGAAACACUCCCAGAAGAAGAUAAUCGGAGACUUGAUAGUGAUUUUAUGGAAGUGAUAGUGCAGAAUAAGAAAGUCCUUAUUGAAGAGAGGGGUGAAAAAUGUAAAGACUUCUGGAAAAGUUUUAGUCUUGUAUCAAAACCUGUUACACAUGAGAAAAUUCCAAGAGGACAGAAAUCUUAUCAGUGUAAUGAAUGUGGCAAAUACUUCAAUAGGAGCUCACACCUUAUUGACCAUGAGAGAAUUCACACUGGAGAGAAACCUUUUGCGUGUAGUGAGUGUGGCAAGGCAUUUAGCCUGAGCAAGAGCCUUAUUCGGCAUCAGAGACUUCAUACUGGAGAGAGACCUUAUAAAUGCAAUGAUUGUGGAAAAUCCUUCAAUCAGAACUCGCACCUUAUUAUACAUCAGAGAGUUCAUACUGGGGAGAAACCCUAUGAAUGUAAUGAAUGUGGAAAGGUCUUCAGUUAUAGCUCAAGCCUUUUGGUACAUAAGAGAACCCACACUGGGGAGAAGCCUUAUGAAUGUCAUGAUUGUGGAAAAGCUUUCAGUAAAAGCUCAAAACUAAUUGUACAUCAGAGAAUCCACACUGGGGAGAAACCCUAUGAAUGUAAGGAAUGUGGGAAAGCCUUCAGUCAGCGUUCAACUUUUAACUAUCAUCAGAGAAUUCACUCUGGAGAGAAACACUCAACUUUGGUCCGCUCAGUCUCUAGCGCCGUAUCAAGGGACGUUGACACAGCAGCCAAGUUCAUUGGGGCCACUGUGGGGGUGGCAGGCUCUGGAGCUGGGAUUGGGACUGUGUUUGGAAGUGAUGAUUGUGAUAAAGCCUUCACUAGUAAGAGAAACCUUCUUGAUCAUCGAACAGUCCAUACUGGGGAAAAACCGUAUCAGCGUAAUGAGUGUGGAAAAUUUCUCAAACGUUGCUCAGUUCUUAUUUGCCAUCAGAGGAUCCAUACAGGGGAAAAGCCUUUUGAAUGUAAGGAGUGUAACAAAGCCUUUGCUACUAAGAGCAACCUUAUUGAUCAUUUACCCACCCGACCGUGUUUUCAUUUCCUGGUGACUCUGGUUGGGGUCAGCCAGCCGGACCGCGACAAGUGGCGCCCACACGUGGGGCAGGAACACGUGCCACAAAACCCCGGGAAGGAGCUCCGAAUCAGGUGUCAUACCAGGACUCUCACACAAUACAAUAAUACCUUUUUGCGCCUUGUGUCCUGGUCAGGAAUGGGUGCAGCAGGCAUGAAUCUCUCCAGUCUACCCACCCGACCCAUGUCUUCAUUUCCUGGUGACUCUGGUUGGGGUCUGCCGGCCGGACUCCCGACAGAUCAUCAGAGAAUCCACACUGGGGGAGAACCCUAUGAAUGCAGUGAUUGUGGGAAAUCUUUCAUUUUGAAGAAGAGUUUCAUUGGCUACAAGAGACUCCAUAAUAGGGAGAAAUCUUAUAAAUGUAAUGAGUGUGAAAAGGCAUUCAGUUACAAAUCUAGUCUUUUGAUACAUCAGCGAAUCCACACUGGGGAGAAGCCUUAUGAAUGUAAUGAAUGUGAUAAAAUCUUUGCUAAUAAGAGCAACUUUGUUGAUCAUCAAAGAAUCCACACUGGGGGAAAUCCCUACAAAUGUAGUGGCUGUGGGGUACUGUAUAUUUUGAGGAAAAGUUUCAUUAGACAUCUGAGACUACACAAUACAGAGAAAUCUUAUAAAUGUAAUAAAUGUGAGAAAAUACUUAGUUACAGAUCCAAGCUUCUUGUACAUCAGAGAAUUCACACACGAGAGAAAGCUUUCAAAUGUAAUGAUUGUGACAAAGCCUUUACUCAUAAGAACAAUCUCAUUGAUCAUCAGAGACUCCACACUGGGGAGAAACCCUUUAAAUGUAACGAGUGUGGGAAGACUUUCAAGUGUAGUUCAAUUUCUACUUGCCGUCAGAGGAUCCACACUGGAGAGAAACCUUAUAUGCGUAAUGAGUGUGGAAAAGCCUUUGCUACUAAACCAAAUCUUAUCGGUCAUCAGAGAAUUCAUACUGCAACAAAACCAUAUGAAUGUAUUAAGUGUGAAAAAGCCUCUAGACAUAGCCAACUGCACAUCAGAAAAUAG
Molecule: messenger RNA, 3074 nt
Organism: Trichosurus vulpecula (common brushtail)
Lineage: Eukaryota; Metazoa; Chordata; Mammalia; Diprotodontia; Phalangeridae
Product: zinc finger protein 420-like
Exons: 9
Coding region: 201-3074 (957 amino acids)
Biological process (GO): regulation of transcription by RNA polymerase II
Molecular function (GO): DNA-binding transcription factor activity, RNA polymerase II-specific; RNA polymerase II cis-regulatory region sequence-specific DNA binding
Source: RefSeq, a predicted model, not a curated record